Protopterus annectens (West African lungfish) is the source of this 2172-nucleotide messenger RNA. Its product is annotated as transcription factor TFIIIB component B'' homolog. The transcript has 11 exons. The record is from RefSeq and is a predicted model, not a curated record. Bases 1 to 2172 code for a protein of 723 amino acids. NCBI's taxonomy places the organism in Eukaryota, Metazoa, Chordata, Ceratodontiformes, Protopteridae.
AUGUCUUUGAACUUUAGUCCUCCUCCUGAAAGAUCUCUAGUGAGUGACCAAGACAUCCCUGCAGAACUCCUGGAACCCACAAGACUACUCUGCAAAGUUGCUGAAAAAGCUGCUCUUGGUUCAGAAAAAGGCAAAAGGACAAAUAGCAAGUGCAGUUACCAAGACAGAAGUAAGCAGUCUGUUCAACCAGCAGCAUCAACGAGAAGCCGUUUCCAGAAACCAUCACCAAACCUGGGAAGGGCUAUUGGGAAGACACGCAUUUCAGUGUUGGAAAAGAGUGCAGAAGCAAAAGCUGAACUAGCUGAAAAUGAGUGUCCAAACCAGCAGGAUAAUGCAUCUGAGUGCCAUUCAGUUGCUCAAGAAUGGGAAAGACCACCUCCUAAAGUGGAUGAAAACCAGACUGGGCUGGAGUCAGAAAGACUGGUCUGUUCUCCAGGAAGCGCACAACUUGAAGCUGUUCAGCCCCCUGGUGGUGUCUCAGUAUCUGAGAUUAUAGAACAAGAUGAAUCUCACUUAAUCAGUAGAAAGAAAGAAGAAAUCAUCCAACCUUCUUUGUGUCUGGAUCAAUCCUCUCCUCUAGAUCAGGAUAAAACACCUGGUACUAAACCUGCAGUUCUGGUUAGAAGUCGAUUCCAGAGGCCAAAACCCAACUUAAGUAGGGCUGUUGUAAGAAGAGAAGCUUCACAAAAGGAUUCUGUGGAGACAAAGACCGAAGAAGAGAGCCAUGAAGGGAAGAAAUUGGAACAGCUGAAGUGUGAGCCAGAGACACAUUCAUCAAAUGAGGUUGAAGCAGUGCCUUCUUCUGAAGUGAUAAAAGACCAGUCACCAACAAAGAAUGAUGAAGUGGUUUCUACUGCAGAAAUAUUGCAGACCAGCAAGCUGAAAUCCCCAGAAAGGUCUGGAUGUGAAAAUCUGGAAGGGGGAGCAGAAGGCUCACCAUUGUCCAGUGCUCAAGAGGAAGCUUUGGAUGAGUUUGCAAGCCAAAAGCAACAUUCUCAAGAGGAAAAUGUGUCCACUACCGCCAAGCCAGCAACCUUGAUAAGGAGACGGUUUCAGAGGCUGAUACCAAACUUAGGCCGGUCAGCUGGGAAGAGAGGAAGCACCGCAUUAGGAAAGGAUGCUGCCGAAAGUGAAACUGGGCCAACUGUUGCUAAAAAGGAGCAUUCAGAAAAAGUGCUUGAAGUGACAUGUAAAAUACAAGCAGAAUCGUCACAGAACUGUGAUGCAGUCAGCUUGGAUGAAAGUGCUCCCAAGCGAGUUAGAUAUUCAGAUGAUUUAACAUCAAGAAGUGAAAGUCAGGAACGGCAAGCAGAAGAAUGCCAUGCAUUAAUCCCAACAGAGGAACUUUCAGAAGCAUCUGUAAGACACACUGUUAAAGAGUUACCUAAAGAAGAAAGCAAGUGCAGUACAAUCAAACCAGCACAACUUCUGAGGGGCAGAUUGCAGACGGCAAAACCCAACCUGGGAAGGGAAGCUGCAAGAAGAGAAACUCUAGUGUUGGAAAAAAAUGCAGUGGAGAGAAAGACUGAACCAGCAGCUGCUGAGGAAAGCAGUCCUAAAGUGCAGCAGUGCACAUCAGAAAAACAUUCCUCUAUGGAGUGCCCGGUAACAGAUCAGGGCAAGGGAGAAAAAGAACCACUGCCUAGCCUGGAAAUUGAGAAAGUGCUCCCUUCCACAGAAGAAUCUUUGUUAAAUGUACUUCAGUCUCCUGAAAGAACGAGUUAUGAGAGACGGGAAGAGGAAGCUAGCCAGCUUAUCACUGACCAGGAGGAAGUUGCAGAAUGUCCUACUAUAAGUGGUACCAAGUCUGAUGCUGGAGGGGAAAGUAAGCCACCUGCUGUCAAACCAGCACAGCUUCUGAGGACUCGAUUCCAAAAACCAAAACCCAACAUAGGCCGGGCACCAGUGAGGAAGGAUUCAGCAGGGCUUAAGAAGAAUGCUGCAGAAGUGGCUGAGCAGCUCACCUUAGAUGCUGUGGAAAAGAGCGAACUGUGUCACUCAUUUGAACAUGCACAGGAAUGUUUAGAAAUUGGCCAAGGGACUUCUCCAAGACAGAGCACAGAUUCAUUUAGAUUGCAGUCUCUAACAAAAUCCCCCAGUUACCUGCACAGACCACAGGAAACAUCCAAGAUGUCCACUCUGGAUCCAUUAUUGAAGUCACAAGUAUGGUAA